Molecule: messenger RNA, 1710 nt
Organism: Scomber japonicus (chub mackerel)
Lineage: Eukaryota; Metazoa; Chordata; Actinopteri; Scombriformes; Scombridae
Product: solute carrier family 13 member 2-like
Exons: 12
Coding region: 1-1710 (569 amino acids)
Biological process (GO): monoatomic anion transmembrane transport
Cellular component (GO): membrane
Molecular function (GO): transmembrane transporter activity
Source: RefSeq, a predicted model, not a curated record
AUGGCUGGAUUUCUAACGUCACUGUGGAGAUAUAGGAAUUACAUUGUGAUAGUUCUGACACCUCUUCUACUUCUGCCUCUGCCCCUGAUCAUCCCGACCUCGGAGGCAAAAUGUGGCUAUGCGAUAAUCCUGAUGGCACUGUACUGGUGUACAGAGUGUAUCCCUCUGGCUGUGACUGCCCUGCUGCCUGUUAUUCUUUUCCCUAUGAUGGGCAUCAUGGAAUCAGGCGAGGUUUGUAUCCAGUACUUGAAAGACUCCAACAUGCUUUUUAUUGGUGGGCUGCUGGUGGCCAUCGCUGUGGAGCACUGGAACCUGCACAAGAGGAUCGCCCUUCAAGUUCUGCUUAUUGUUGGGGUGAAGCCUUCUCUCCUGAUGAUAGGUUUCAUGAGCACCACAGCCUUUCUGUCCAUGUGGAUCAGUAACACGGCUUCCACAGCUAUGAUGCUGCCCAUCGCCAAUGCUGUACUGCAGCAGCUGAGUGACACAGAGGCCGAAGCUGAAGAGAGGGAUCACGACCAGGCUGCUGCAAAGGAUGGCCUGGAAAACCAAGGCUUUGAGAUGGGUGACGUUUCUGUUUGGAGUCCGGAGGCAGAGCAGCGUAGACUUAAGCGGGAGCAGAAGUAUGUGAAACUGUCGAAAGGAAUGAGUCUAAGUGUUUGUUAUGCAGCCAGCAUUGGAGGAACAGCCACCCUCACUGGAACCACACCUAAUGUCAUCCUGAAGGGCCAGAUUGAUGAACUCUUUCCAGAUAAUGGUGGCAUCAUCAACUUUGCAAGCUUUUUUGGCUUCUCAUUUCCCAACAUGGUGCUAAUGUUGGCUUUCUCUUGGUUGUGGCUGCAGUUUAUGUUUUUGGGCUUCAACUUGAAAAAGUCCUUUGGAUGUGGCACAAAUAAAGCUGGUGACAAGGAGGCAUACCAAGUAAUCAAAGAUGAGUACAAAAAGUUGGGCAGGAUGAGCUUCGCUGAGGGCUGUGUACUGGUUAUCUUCAUCUUGCUGGUUCUUCUGUGGUUUACCAGGGAGCCUGGGUUCAUACCCGGCUGGGCCACUGUGCUCUUCAACAAAGAAAAAACGUACGUCACAGAUGGCACGGUGGCCAUAUUAAUGUCAGCACUCUUCUUCUGCAUCCCUUCCAAUUUGCCCAGAUGCUGCAGGAAGUCUGAGGAUGGGGCCCCUGCUGAAGCUCCUUCCCCCCUGCUUAAUUGGGAUAUUGUCCAUGAAAAGAUGCCUUGGAACAUCCUUUUGCUUCUGGGAGGAGGCUUUGCAUUGGCCCAUGGAAGUGAGAAAUCUGGACUUUCUAUGUGGCUGGGAGAGAGUCUUGUACCACUGCAGAGCAUUCCUCCGUUUGCCAUCUCCAUCCUGCUGUGUCUGCUGGUGGCCAUGUUCACCGAAUGUUCCAGUAACACUGCCACCACCACUCUCUUUCUGCCAAUACUGGCCUCCAUGGCCACCGCCAUCAAGAUACACCCGCUGUACAUCAUGUUUCCCUGCACCAUCUCUGCCUCGCUGGCUUUCAUGCUGCCUGUGGCCACUCCACCCAACGCCAUUGCCUUCUCCUAUGGCAACCUGAAAGUCAUGGACAUGGCCAGGACUGGAUUCAUUCUGAACUUUGUUGGAGUCAUAACCACCAACAUUGCCAUUAACACGUGGGGAGUGGCCUUGUUCCAGCUGAAUACCUUCCCCAGUUGGGCUAAUGCCACCAAAACUCCUUGA